AUGGCACCUUCUCUACCUCACCCCAAGAUUGUUAAGAAGCACGCUAAGGCCUUCAGACGUUACCAAUCUGAUCGUUUUAAGAGAGUGCCUGAAUCUCACAGAAAGCAAAGAGGUAUUGACUCUUGUGUGAGAAAGAAGUUCAAGGGCUACCCAGCUGAACCAAAGAUUGGUUAUGGUUCUAACAAGAAGACUAAGCACUUGUCUCCAUCUGGUCACAAGGUUUUCCUAGUGGCUAACGUUAAGGAUUUGGAAGUUUUGACCAUGCACUCCAAAUCUUACGCAGCUGAAAUUGCUCACAACGUUUCCUCCAGAAAGAGAGUUGAUAUCUUGGCUCGUGCUAAGGCCUUGGGUGUUAAGGUCACUAACCCUAAGGGUCGUUUGUCUCUAGAGGCUUAA
Zygosaccharomyces rouxii is the source of this 396-nucleotide messenger RNA. It is a transcript of the gene RPL32, whose product is annotated as 60S ribosomal protein eL32. Gene Ontology annotation, cellular component: ribosome; cytosolic large ribosomal subunit. Gene Ontology annotation, molecular function: structural constituent of ribosome. Gene Ontology annotation, biological process: translation. The record is from RefSeq and is a predicted model, not a curated record. Bases 1 to 396 code for a protein of 131 amino acids. The transcript has a single exon. NCBI's taxonomy places the organism in Eukaryota, Fungi, Ascomycota, Saccharomycetes, Saccharomycetales, Saccharomycetaceae.